GGCUCGUUGGUUUGGCCUCUGGGGAAGGAGAAGAUUGCAGCUUGCUCUGGUUUAUUUGCCAUUCUCGUCAAUAAGCUGGAGCGCUCAUGAUGUUGGCGUUCAAUCGGAAUGGAAUCAAUUUGAUUAACUGCUUCUCCCACUUUUCUGAAUGGCAUCCUCUGGAAAAGCAGCGCUGAUAGGGGAUUGAUCCCCACCGUCACAGCUUUCAUUCGCAAGGUUCCGGUUCCAUUUGUUGAUUUCAUUUAUACUGUAGCCAGACAUUUUUUUGAUCAAUUGUUGAUGUUCAUGAAGAGAGAGACCUUUGAUAAAGUAACAGAGAUGGGUUGCUGUGGAUGUUUUGGAUUCUCAUUUACAAGAAAGACUAAAAAAGUUUUGAGGCCCAGCAAGGGGUUGGGAUUGAGCAACCAUCCUUCGCAGGAGCCGUUGCUGGAUGAAGAUGCGGAAGAAGAUAUAGAAGACGACGAUGUCGGCUCAUACAAUGGUGAUGGGACUGAUACUUGUAAUGGAGAUGAUGGCGAUUAUCGUACCCCAGUUAAGCGUUCUGAGGAGAUUCUCUUAACAAGAGCUCAGAAAGGAUUGAUGUGCAGGGAAUUUCCUGUUAAGGAAACCCGCAUAUUAGCACGCUCUGAGGAUGAGAAUGGGAGCAAGAUGGUGAACGAGUAUGUUCAUAAAUAUAAGAUUGGUUCUGGUAGCUAUGGGAAAGUUGUUCUGUAUCAAAGCUCUAUAGAUGGAAAGUACUAUGCCAUAAAGGCCUUUCGCAAGUCUCACUUGUUAAAGCAACGGGUUGCCCCAUCUGAGACUGCAAUGAGUGAUGUCCUUCGCGAGGUUUCAAUCAUGAAACUUCUAAGCCACCCCAAUAUAGUUAAUCUCUUUGAAGUGAUUGAUGACCCAAGAACAGAUCAUUUUUAUAUGGUUCUGGAAUAUGUGGAGGGUAAAUGGGUCUUUCAAGGUGAUGGUUCACCAGGUGGUCUUGGAGAAAACACUGCACGCAGAUACCUACGGGAUAUAGUAUCUGGCUUGAUGUAUCUGCACUCCCAUAACAUAAUACAUGGGGAUAUUAAACCUGAUAAUCUCUUGGUUUCUGCAACCGGCACUGUGAAAAUUGCUGAUUUUAGCGUCAGCCAAGCUUUUGAGGAUGAUGAUGAUGAGCUCCGGCGAUCACCUGGAACUCCUGUUUUUACUGCGCCUGAGUGUUGCUUAGGUCUGACUUAUCAUGGAAAAGCUGCUGACACUUGGGCAGUUGGUGUGACUCUAUAUUGCAUGAUCAUGGGGAAAUAUCCUUUUCUUGGUGACACCCUUCAAGACACAUAUGAUAAGAUAGUAAAUGACCCAUUGUGCCUUCCUGCUGAUUUAAAUCCUCUUUUAAAAGAUUUGCUUGAAGGGCUUCUUUCUAAAGAUCCAAGCCAAAGGAUGAGUCUGGAGGAUGUAGCACAACAUGAGUGGGUCAUAGGAGAUCAAGGCCGCAUUCCUGAGUACAAUUGCUGGUGCCGGACUGCCAGAGAGCAAAACUAACAGCAACGCCAAAUGUCAUCUAGUAGCAGCUGUUUGUGUACCAUUUCUUUUAUUUUACCAUAUUUCACCGUCAUGUGUUUAAGGAAAGGUGAAUGGUACGUGACUAGGGUGCUGUUUUAAACCUCAGUAAAAAAACUGAACAUGCAAUGUUAUAUUUAUGUAAGAUAAAGAUGACGUGGCAAUCCUUUUUUAUUUAAUUACUAUCGUAUAUUGAUGUUGGAGUUGAUUACUUGAUUCCCCAAAUUGCAUUACUCUAACAGAGUUCAGAGUUGGUCUUGAU
Molecule: messenger RNA, 1792 nt
Organism: Cuscuta epithymum
Lineage: Eukaryota; Viridiplantae; Streptophyta; Magnoliopsida; Solanales; Convolvulaceae
Source: the annotation of a GenBank genome assembly